Molecule: messenger RNA, 1410 nt
Organism: Peniophora sp. CBMAI 1063
Lineage: Eukaryota; Fungi; Basidiomycota; Agaricomycetes; Russulales; Peniophoraceae
Source: the annotation of a GenBank genome assembly
AUGCGCAAUGAGCUUGCGACGCUGGUCACCACUGUGGAAGACCCGUCACAGCGCAAGGCGUUUGACGUCGAGAUGCAGUCAUUCUUCUACCUCUUCACGCGCUAUCUCGCCCAGAAGGCUCAGAACGAGGAGCUCAACUGGGAGCGCAUCAAAUCGCCCAGCGCCGACCAGAUUGUACCCUACGCCUCGCUUCAAGCGCCGAAGGAUGCCUCGUCCCUCAAUAAGCUGGCUGUGCUCAAGGUGAACGGUGGUCUCGGAACCUCGAUGGGCAUGACCGGUGCCAAGUCGGCUCUUGAGGUCAAGGACGACAUGACCUUCCUCGACCUAACCGUCCGCCAGAUCGAGCACCUUAACACGACGAACCGCGUCGAUGUACCUCUCAUCCUCAUGACUUCGUUCAACACUCACGACGAUACCCUCCGGAUCAUCAAGAAGUACGCGAACCAGCAGCUCCGUAUCACGACCUUCAACCAGUCGCGCUACCCGCGCAUCCAUAAAGAGACAUUGCUUCCCGUGCCGAAGCGCGCCAACUCUGAUAAGCGGGAAUGGUACCCGCCUGGCCACGGCGAUGUCUUCACGGCCCUGCUGCACUCGGGCGUCCUCGACCAGUUGCUGUCGGAGGGCAAGGAGUACUUGUUCAUCUCUAACUCGGACAACCUCGGUGCUGUCGUCGAUGAGAAGAUUCUCCAGCACAUGAUCGAGUCUCAGUCGGAGUACAUCAUGGAGGUUACCGACAAGACUAAGGCUGACGUCAAGGGUGGAACUCUCAUCGACUACGAGGGUACAGUGCGGCUCUUAGAAGUCGCGCAGGUCCCUGGUGAGCACAUCGAGGACUUCAAGUCAGUGCGCAAGUUCAAGAUCUUCAACACGAACAACCUGUGGGUUGACCUACGCGCACUCAAACGCGUAAUGGAGAGCACGGGCAUGGACCUCGAGAUCAUCGUCAACCCGAAGAGCAUGGACGAUGGCACGCCUGUCCUCCAGCUCGAGACGGCUGCCGGUGCAGCCAUCAAGCACUUCAAGAACGGUCACGGUGUCAACGUCCCCCGCACGCGCUUCCUGCCCGUGAAGAGCUGUAGCGACCUCCUUCUCAUCAAGUCGGACAUCUACAGCCUCGAGCACGGUCAACUGGUCGUGAACGAAGGACGCCAGUUCGAGGCGACACCAGUCAUCAAGCUGGGCGACCAUUUCAAGAAGAUCGCUCAGUUCCAAAAGCGGUUCAAGAAGAUCCCGAAGAUCCUUGAACUCGACCAUCUCACUGUCACGGGCGAUGUUUACUUCGGGAAGAACAUCACCCUGCGCGGAACCGUCAUCGUUGUCGCGAACGAAGGCCAGCGCAUCGAUAUACCCGACGGAUGUGUCCUCGAGAACCGUCUGCUUGCUGGCAAUCUCACUAUGACGGAGCUAUAA